UAUUCAUAACAAACAUUUAUUCAUUUUACAUAGUAAAACAGAUAUAAAUGAUUUUUACUUUAUUUUCUGCAUUACUCUUUUUGAGUAUAUCUCUAAUGGUGUUUUUCGGUUUUCUCUCUUCGUGAUAGGUUGAUCUAUGAUUUGCUACGUUGAACGAGGUUGAUCUAUGAUUUUCUAUGUUGAACAAAAUAUGUUUUUAUUUAAUUUUUAUGCUGUUUUUUUAAUGUUUUAUCUUUGUCUGCUAAACCUAAUAAUUUAAUUACGGCUAAACUUAAUACAGCAAAUAAAAACCCUAAUCUGUUUGGGUAUAUAUAUUGCUUGCUAGCUGUGUAUCUUUAUAUCUUAUUGCGUUAGUCUUAACACUUAAUUAUCUAAUGAUAUAUCUUGCUUCUAAUUUUUUAUGAUAGAUCUAUAAUGGUUCGUAUAUUUAUGUUAGUUAUGGUAUGUUUUCCUUACAUGUACUUUGUUUCGCUUCUUCUUCAAAGAACGAGAUGUAUCAAUUUGUCUUGAACAAGAUUCUUCAGGAGAAGGUCUUCAAAGGGAGAAGUAAUAUCGAAAGCAAAAUUGAUAAGAAGGAGAAGGUAGUCAAAGGGAGAAGUAAGAUCGAAAGCAAAAUUGAUAAGAAGGUGUCCAGUUUUUCAAACUUAGCUUUGUGAUCGAAAGAGAAAGCAGAAACUUUCAAAGGCUGAUUUGAAUUUGUUUUAGUGGCUGUACUUGCUAAUCACUCUGUACAAAUCAUAUAUACAUUAUAUGUAUCCUCGUCUUUGUGAUUAAACGAGAAAUCCAUUUUACUAUCUAUGCGCCGCUUAUUAUGGUAU
Molecule: messenger RNA, 818 nt
Organism: Thlaspi arvense
Lineage: Eukaryota; Viridiplantae; Streptophyta; Magnoliopsida; Brassicales; Brassicaceae
Source: the annotation of a GenBank genome assembly